AUGUUUGGAAUUUCAUCAAUCUACAUUUUGGAUUAGAAAGGAAGAGUCUUGAUUACAAGGUAAUACAGAAAUGAAUUGCCGAUGAAUAUUCAUGAAACAUUUAAUAAAAAAUUAUUGGAGUUUGACGAAUAUACUCAAAAGCCUGUAAUGAUAGACAAGGAUGGAUAUACUUACAUAUUUAUAAGGCACAACAAUCUAAUAUUUAUGACUGUUUGUUCUCAAAAUGCUAAUUGUCUAAUGAUUUUUUCAUUUUUAUUCAGAUUGGUAUAAGUGUUAUAGGAAUAUUUUGUAAAUGUUGAAGAAGAGUCAAUCAGAGAUAAUUUUGUAGUUGUUUAUGAAUUGUUAGAUGAAAUGCUUGAUAAUGGAUAUCCAUAAACAACAGAAUUUAAAAUUCUGAAGGAAUUCAUAAAAACAGAGAGUUUUUAAUUGAAAGAGAAGAAAUAACCAGAGUAAAGUAAUUUUAAUGUUGUUGCAUUGGUUUCUAAUAAGAUAUCAUGGAGAAAGGAGGGGAUUAAGUAUAAAAAAAAUGAAGUUUUUUUGGACGUAAUUGAGAAAUUGAAUAUGUUAAUUGGGCAACAAGGAAAUGUAAUAAAGAGUGAGAUUAUAGGAUAAGUGUAAGUGAAGUGUAUGUUGAGUGGAAUGCCUGAAUUGAAGCUAGGUUUGAAUGACAAAGCAUUUUUUGAAGCACAAGGUCGUUAAUCCAGAUCAAGGGCAGUUGAAUUUGAUGAUAUUAAGUUUCAUUAAUGUGUGAGACUAUCGAAAUUUGAAAAUGAAAGAGUUAUUUAAUUUACACCUCCAGAUGGUGAUUUCGAAUUGAUAUCCUAUAGAUUGGAUAUAAGAGUAAAACCACUAUUUUCUGUGGAUGUACUGAUUGAGAGGAAAUCAGCAACAAAGAUAGAAUUCUUAGUUAAAGCCAAAUCUAAUUUCAAGCCUAAGAGUACAGCAAACAAUGUUGAAGUAACACAUUUCAUUCUAUAUUUAGAUAUUUGUACCAGUGCCUGAUGAUGCAGAGUAACCUCAAUUUAGAACUGCUCACGGUUCUGUUAACUAUAUGCCCGAUAAAGAAGCGAUGUGUUGGAGUAUUAAAUAAUUUGGAGGUCAGAGAGACUUUAUGAUGAAUGCUGUAUUCCAUCUCCCAACGUAUAUAUACAUAUCAAAUUAAAUAUAGAAUCGUAUCACCAAAUAGAGAUAAAUUUUAGAAGAUGCCUAUAAAUAUCACAUUUGAAAUCCCUUACUUUACUGUCUCUGGUUUUUAAGUCAGAUAUUUAAAGAUUCAAGAUAAAAGUGGAUAUAAUGCUUUGCCAUGGGUGAGAUACAUUACAUAAAAUGGAGAAUAUUAGAUUAGAAUGAAUUGA
This is a messenger RNA of Paramecium octaurelia, 1355 nucleotides long. The record is from the annotation of a GenBank genome assembly. NCBI's taxonomy places the organism in Eukaryota, Ciliophora, Oligohymenophorea, Peniculida, Parameciidae.